AUGGAAAAAAAAAAGAAGGAAAGUACCAUAAAAAUAUCUCUUAAUAUAAAUACGAAAUUUAACGAAUCUUAUUUGGAUGAGCAAAAUGAUAUAAUAAAUGAGGCACUUAUUAAGAACAAUAACAAGGAAAUUAUACAUUCCCUGAAUCUUAUUGAAAACAUUCGACAGGGGACAUUCGACUACAAGGAUCUCAGAGAAGUUUAUUUUAUGAACGACAAUGAUUUGUUCAGCAUGUUAAAUGAUAAGAAAGCCUCAGAAGAAAAAGGGAAAGGUAAAGAAGACGCACAUAAUAAUAAUAAUAUUGAUAAUAAGAUAUGUAAUAAUGAUAAGGUAGGUGAUAAAAAUAAAAAGUUAAGUAAUAAUAAUAAUAAUAAUGGAAAUGAUUUAAAUAUACAGAUUGAAGGGGAUCAGAAUUAUAAUUUUAAUAAAAAUAAUGAGACUAAUAUAUUUGUUCUUGAUAAUGAUGUAGAUAAAGUAUGUAUUAUUCGCUUCCCAUUUUCUGUUUCAAAAGAUAUCAAAAAAUAUUUAUUAAACAAAAAUUUAGAUAUGGUUAUUCAACCUACUACUUUAUUAAAUUCAAGAUUUUUUCUUAUUCAUUUUAAAAAUAUAAAUAAAAAAUUUCAUGGAAUUCUAUUAGAAUUAUCUACACAUAUCGAGAUACAUAAAACAUUAGAUAGAAAUAAUUUAUAUAAAUCUAAUGAUGUUUCUCAAAUGAUUUAUGUAUAUGAACAUAAUACAAAUAGUAAAGAACUCUUGAAAAAAUUUAUAAAUAAUAAUUUCGAACUAUGCGGAGGAAUUAGUAAAAAACUCAAUCAUUUCAUUUUUCAAAAUCAUACAAAAUUAUUCAAAUAUCAUGAUAUAUAUUUUGCUGAAAAACUUAUAUAUGAAUAUUUAAAUACACCAUAUUAUGAUUAUUUUGAUUUAUAUGUAAAAACAUUAAAUGAAAUGCAUAAUCAUAUAAUUAUGGAAAAAGAAAAUAAUAAUAAACAAAAUGAAAUUGUUGACGAAACAACGGAUCUUGCAGCUAUCCUGGGAUCCUUAGAUAAUUCUUAUAAUAUUAUGAAUUUAAUUGAAAAACAAGAUGGAGAUAUAGAUUUCGAAGCAUUAUUAAAUUAUGAUAUAGAAAAGGAAAAUUACGAAUCGGACGUCUCCGACUUAUUACUGGGCGGCACAUAUUAUUUACAAAAGAAGUAA
Molecule: messenger RNA, 1194 nt
Organism: Plasmodium falciparum 3D7
Lineage: Eukaryota; Apicomplexa; Aconoidasida; Haemosporida; Plasmodiidae
Gene: TAF7
Product: transcription initiation factor TFIID subunit 7 family protein
Biological process (GO): transcription initiation at RNA polymerase II promoter
Cellular component (GO): nucleus; transcription factor TFIID complex
Source: RefSeq, a predicted model, not a curated record